Molecule: messenger RNA, 1779 nt
Organism: Pedinophyceae sp. YPF-701
Lineage: Eukaryota; Viridiplantae; Chlorophyta; Pedinophyceae
Source: the annotation of a GenBank genome assembly
AUGCUCGCGAACGCCAGGUCGCUGCCCUGCUGCGCGGGCGCGCGGCGCGCGUCGCGCCAGGCCGAUGCGCGUCGUCCACGCGCGGCGCCCGUCCGGGCCCAGGCGGCGAGCUCCCCGGUCGCUGGCGCCCCCAAUGCGGAGGUUCCGGAGGGCUACGAGGUGACCCAGCAGACGGUCCACGACUUCGUCCACGGCUACCGCACUCUCCGCGACGAGAUGCACUACGAAGUCGACCCGGCGUGGAUCGAGGGCGAGAUCCCCAAGGAGAUCACUGGCACGCUGCUGCGCAACGGCCCGGCGCUGUUAGACUACGGGCCAGGCGAGCGCCUGAACCAGCCGUUCGACGGCGACGGCAUGGCGUGGUCGUUCGCGUUCCGCGACGGCCGCGUCGUCGUGCGCAACAAGUUCGUCCGGACCAAGGGCUUCCUGGAGGAUCAGGCGGCGGGGAAGUUCGUUGCGCCCAGCGUGUUCAGCACGCCCUCGGGCGGCCUCGCGCUCAACCUGGAGUUCGGGCCGUUCAAGAACCCCGCGAACACCGGCAUCCUCCACUGGAACGGGGAGGUGUUGACGUUCAAUGAGUCAGGUCUGCCGCACGCGCUCGACCCGAUCACGCUGGACACCAAGGGCGAGACGGACCUCGGUGGCGCGAUCAAGGAGGGCCCGUUCCACGCGCACUACCGCAUCGUCCCGGAGGCCGACGGGCGGAGGACCUUCGUGGGCGUCGGCGUGGUGCAGCGCGGGCUGGACGGCGAGAUCGUGCUGUACGAGUUCAACGAGGACGGCACGCGCGCGCGUCCGGGCGUGUCGCACGUCGCCAAGGGGGGGGGUCUCGGGUUCUUCCAUGACAUGUGCGUCACGGAGAACUACUACGUGUUGGUGCAGAACCCGACGACGCUGGACCUCUGGAAGCUCGCGACGGAGUACAUCACGAACCGCGCGUGCCUCGCGGAGUGCAUCGUCGCGCAGGACGGCAAGCCCAUGAAGCUCAUCGCCAUCCCGCGCCCUGGCGGGGCGGCGGCGGGCAAGGAGGCUGUGGAGAUCGAGAUGGAUCCGGGCUUCGUGUUCCACCACGUGAACGCGUACGAGCUCGGCGGCAGCCUGGUCCUCGACACGCUCCCGUCGCCGACCAUCUCCUUCGAGAACAACAUGGACUCCGUCGGGCCCGAGUUCUACGAGGGCCAGCAGCGCACGGAGUACCGCCGGUACGUCUUCGACCUCGAGGCGCGCACACUCAACGAGGCGGUGUGCGGGUGGCCGCUGGUGCCGCGCACCGUGGAGUUCCCCAUCGUCGCGCCGUCCGUCGUCGGCCGCCCGCACACGCACGCCUACGCGGGCUGCUCGGCCAUCGCCGACGGCACGCGGUCCCGGUUCGGGCCCAACCAGGGGUGGGUGAAGAUCACGUGCGACCCCGCGAACGGCGUCGUGUCGGACGGCGCGGGGCCCGCGGUGUGCGACCGCGCGGCCGUGAAGGAGGACGUGUGGCUCGCGGGGCCGCGGCGGUUCCCGAUGGAGCCCGCGUUUGUGCCGCGGCGGGGCGCGGCGAGCGAGGACGACGGUUGGCUGAUGGGGCUGGUGCACGACGCGGAGACGCAGACGGCGGACCUGUGCAUCCUCGACGCGAAGGACCUCGCGGCGGGGCCCGUGGCGCGCGUGCGGCUGCCGCACGCCGUGCCCAUGCAGCUCCACGGGUCCUGGACGGACGCGCACCUGGUCGGAGAGGGCGACGGAGCCGCGGCGCCCGCGGUCGGAGGGCCGCACGUCGUCAACCGGGUGCGCUAG